Bacillus rossius redtenbacheri is the source of this 1327-nucleotide messenger RNA. It is a transcript of the gene CSN7, whose product is annotated as COP9 signalosome complex subunit 7b. The record is from RefSeq and is a predicted model, not a curated record. The transcript is spliced from 5 exons. Lineage: Eukaryota; Metazoa; Arthropoda; Insecta; Phasmatodea; Bacillidae. Gene Ontology annotation, cellular component: COP9 signalosome. Gene Ontology annotation, biological process: COP9 signalosome assembly. Bases 310 to 1122 code for a protein of 270 amino acids.
AAGGGAUUUACUAAAAGUGCAUCGUAGUUGACGCGGCCAUCUUCACGUGUUUCCGUUUUGUCACAAGUGACGAGACUGCAUUCCUUCAUCCGUCCACUAAAUCGAGAUUUCUAGGGAUGAUACACUCGUGUCCACUAACGUGUCCUUACAUCUAUUAGCUUCGGGAUCAUGUUUUAUUUUGUUUGUAUAUAAUGUUUAUUUUUUUGGCAUUGGAUUUGUUUAAAACGUUAUAAGCGUAUGUGAUAACUAAAAUAUACAAAUAAAAACAAAUACAGAAGAACUUUAAACUUGGGUGACCUGGACAACGAGAUGAAGGCGGGGAGCAGCGGGGAGAAGGCCCCGGGCUCCGGGAACAACCCCCUGGAGCAGUUUGUGCUGCUGGCGAAGUCCGCGAAGGGGGCGGCGGCCGUGGAGCUGGUGAAGCAAGUGCUCGAAGCACCGGGCGUGCACGUCUUCGGGGAGCUGCUCGACAUGCCCAACAUUGCAGAGCUGGAGAAGGGGCCGAGCGCCGGCUACCACCAGGCGCUGCACCUGUUUGCGUACGGCACGUACCGGCAGUACCUGGAGGGCGCGGCGCGGCUGCCCGAGCUGACGCCCGCGCAGAGGAAGAAGCUGCAGCACCUCACCAUAGUGACGCUGGCCACGCGCACCAAGUGCAUCCCCUACGCCGUGCUGCUCCGCGAGCUGGACAUCAGGAACGUGCGCGACCUGGAGGACCUCAUCAUCGAGGCCAUCUACGCAGACAUCAUCCAAGGCAAGCUGGACCAGAAGAACAGCCAGCUGGAGGUGGACUACGCCAUCGGGAGGGACAUCCGGACCUCGGACGUUGGCAGCAUCGUGUCCACCCUGCAGGAGUGGUGCGACUCGUGCGAGGCGGUGCUGGCCUGCGUCGAGGACCAGAUCAUCAGGGCUAACAACUUCAAGAACAGGAAGCUGAAGCACAAGGAGAUUCUCGAGCAAGAGAUUGUGAACAUCAAGAAGACCCUGAAGGCCCAGACGCAGGACCACGACGAGGUGAUGGCGACGGACUCGCGCGAGGCGGUCGCGCAAGCGGGCGACAAGGGCAAGAAGGUGGUCAAGGCCAAGGGCCUGCGGGGCAGCAGCAAGUUCUGGCAGAAGUAGGCCAUCGCCUGCACGUCUCCCGCCUCUCGCGUCCAGUUGCAUACACGACACAACAAGUGCUUGUUUCUGAAAUCUGUCACUCCUUGUUAAGUCGUAUUGUCUAAAUAAAAAAAAAUUACUCUACUUGUAUUUGGUUGUUGUAUUAAAUAUGAAGACUGAAAAAAAUGUUGUAUGGCUUAAAAAAAAAAUUACUGUUUUAUAAAAA